Molecule: messenger RNA, 1337 nt
Organism: Uranotaenia lowii
Lineage: Eukaryota; Metazoa; Arthropoda; Insecta; Diptera; Culicidae
Exons: 2
Coding region: 131-667 (178 amino acids)
Source: RefSeq, a predicted model, not a curated record
CUUCCUCUCGGCAUUUAAUCAAUCAGUAAAGAUCACUCGGGUGCUUGUAAUAUAUAAAUUAAUGAAACGCCAAUAUGGUCGAUGAUUCGCGAUCUGUCUUGAACAGAAACUAGUUCAUACAAUAUUUAAAAUGACAUUCAAAGUUACGUUCUCUGUGAUGCUCCUAGUCAACGUUGCAUUAGCGUUACAACCGAUGUUCGAGGGAUUCGAGCAAUACAGCGGUGCCGAGGCAGUCGAAUAUGAUAUACGAGUUAAGAAAAUUAAUCGCACAACGACGGCACUGACUGGAAAAAUCAUCAUAAAAAAAGAAUUGGGUACAGAUUUUAAGUUUACCAUGCGCUUCUUUCAUAGUGCAUUGGGGAAUCAACAGUUCGUUCACUACCCAAUGAAAAUUCCCGAGUCCGAUGUGUGCUUUUUUACCAAGUAUAUAUAUCCUGAUUACGAAAAGUACUUUGUGGAUUACUAUACCAACUUGAUAAACGCCGGUGAUUGCCCGGUAACGCCGAGGGUGAUCGAGGUGAACAAUCACGUCCUCGAUAAGAAAAUGUUUCCCAGAUAUUUACCGGCAGGUUUUUGGAAGGCUAUCCUGUACGGACAGGGUCCCGGAGACAAUGUAAGCUUCUCGAUAACGGCGAACGCCCGCGGGGACAAUUACUAUGGAGGAUGACUUGUUGACCGCGUUGGAAUCAUCGUCACAAUGGGAAUCUGGAUUCGAUUCGGUUCCCCACGGGGUAGCUUUAAGUUCAUAGGUGUACAAUUUUUGUUUUCCAAACAUCCACAGUUGUAGAAAGGUGGGUCGAAAUAGUUUGUGUUACCAAAAACACAUUUUGAUUUAAGGAUAACCCUCAGUUUUUCUGGAAAGAAAAGUUACGCAAAAGUGUGUGUAGAUAGAAAAUGCUGUUUGUUCCUAUUUCUGUCAUCUCUUUAUGCCAAUUUUAUCACUGAGUAAGAAUGUCAUUUUUGGUGUUAGAUUCGAGCUAUGAGUGUAGAGUGUUUCAUUUAACGAUUGCAAAUCUCUUUAGAUUAAAGUACAAUAAAUAGCUUUUAAUUUGACUAUCCUACUCACUUUUCUAUGUCAAGCCAAUUGAGAGAUAACGCCGAUUGUUUACAAUCGAAUUUUGCUUUGUUCGUAAUUCAUAACGCGUAAGAGGGGCUAUAAGAAAUAAAAAUCCAUAAGUGUGUCAUGUUCCUCGACUAGGUGUUUUGAUUUUGCGCUAGCUAAAUUUUACCGAUGAAUGAAUGAGUGAAUUAAUGAAUGGCUGAUACCCUUCGAAGGCACGUUUUCCUAGCAAAUAAUUUUUCACAAUCGAAUUCGUUGUUUACAUUUGACACAGUAC